This is a messenger RNA of Ceutorhynchus assimilis (cabbage seed weevil), 2014 nucleotides long. NCBI's taxonomy places the organism in Eukaryota, Metazoa, Arthropoda, Insecta, Coleoptera, Curculionidae. The record is from the annotation of a GenBank genome assembly.
CUUCUGUCACAACAACAAUACGUCAAUUUGUGGCAAUAUUUCUUCCAUUUAAAGGCAAGCCAAACCACCCAGGUUUAGAGUUCUACUCCAUCAGAGAAAACCUUCAAUGAAUUCAGUUAAAAUUUAAGUCUAAAAUGGACACAACUGAUGAUUCAUUGUACCCCAUUGCUGCCCUAAUAGAAGAACUCAAAAACGAAGACGUCCAGCUCCGUUUAAAUUCCAUCAAAAAACUAUCAACCAUAGCUGCAGCUGUGGGCGUAGACAAAACUCGAACCGUCCUAAUUCCAUUUCUAACUGAAACAAUUUACGACGAAGACGAAGUCCUUUUAGCUUUAGCAGAACAAUUAGGCCAGUUUACGUCACUAGUUGGAGGACCAGAUUAUGUUUCUUGUUUGUUGCCUCCAUUGGAAAGCCUGGCAACAAUGGAAGAAACUGUAGUGCGUGAUAAAGCAGUGGAAUCUCUAAGAAUUGUUGCAAGCCAACACAACAUUGCUGAUUUAGAAAAACAUUUUUUUCCUUUGGUGCAAAGAUUAAGCACUGGGGAUUGGUUCACUUCCAGAACAUCUGGAUGUGGGCUUGUAUGGGUUGCUUAUCAAAGAGCCUCUAGCACUUUGAAACCCAAGCUAAGAUUCCUUUUUAAAGGAUUAUGCCAAGAUGAAACUCCAAUGGUACGUAGAGUAGCUGCAACAAACUUAACAAACCUCGCAGAAGUAAUUGAGUUGGAAUAUUUAAAAUCCGAUUUAGUCCCGUUGUUUAUUGAUUUGGCUCGAGAUGAGCACGAUUCUGUUAGGUUAUUAGUUGUAGAAGCUUGUGGCAGUUUUGCAACAAUAUUGAAUCCAGAAGAUGUUAAGCAACUUAUAAUGCCUUCUUUGAAUCAAUGUGCUGAAGAUGUUUCUUGGAGAGUGCGUUACACUGUUGCAACUAAAUUCAUCGAACUACAAAAGGCUUUAGAAGCAAAAACCCCUACAAUGGAUUUGGUUGCAAUUUUGCAUAGUUUGCUAAAAGAUAAUGAAGUUGAUGUUAGAGCAGCUAUUGCCAGCAAUGUUAAAGAUUUUUGCCUGAAUUUGGACAAACAAAAUCAAGAAACUAUUAUCGUAACAAACAUCUUGCCUUGUGUAAAAGAUUUACUGGCUGAUUCAAACCAGCAAGUUAAAACAAAUUUGGCUUCAGUUUUAAGACUCAGUCCUAUUUUAGGCCGUGACAAUACCAUUCAACAUCUUUUACCAAUGUUUUUAGAGCAACUAAAAGACGAUUGUCCUGAAGUAAGAUUGAAUAUUAUUUCAAACCUGGAUUGUGUCAAUGAAGUUAUUGGAAUUGAGCAACUGUCUCAAUCCUUGUUGCCUGCAAUUAUUGAAUUGGCACAAGAUUCCAAGUGGAGAGUUCGUUUUGCCAUUAUAGAAUAUAUUCCGUUGUUAGCUGGGCAAUUAGGCAAAGAGUUUUUCAAUGAAAAAUUGAAUUCUCUUUGCUUGACUUGGCUUACGGAUCAUGUGUUCGCAAUUCGCGAGGCUGCCACGUUUACUCUAAAGAAGUUGGUUAACCAAUUUGGUGCAGAUUGGGCCGAGUCUAUUAUUAUUCCAAAACUCUUACUAAUGGCAAAAGAUCAAAAUUACUUAUACAGAAUGACUUGUUUGUUUUGCAUCAACGUUCUUAUUGAAGCAAACAGUGAUAUUACAACCAGAUCAUUGUUGCCGGUUGUUGUAAGUUUAGCCAAAGAUAAAGUGGCUAAUGUAAGGUUCAAUGUGGCUAAAACUCUUCAGAAGAUUUUGCCGCAUUUGGAUAAAGGGAUCAGGCAAGCGCAAGUUGAGCCAGUUUUGGUUGAGUUGGUUCAAGAUGUUGAUGUAGAUGUGAAGUAUUUUGCCAGUGAAGCUAUGGCGGAUAUACCUGCUUUAGGUUGAAUAAUUUUGUUAAUAAAAAUCCUCCAUUUAUUAUAUAAAAUAAUAAUGUGUAUAUAAAAUAAUGAUUCUAGAAUUAUUAGUUUUUUUUAUCAUUUAUUUACCUAGUAUUUCUUGCAAUA